GAUAGAAAGAAGGUAGAAGAUUUCACGUAUAUAAACCCCGGGGAAAGCCGGUAAAAGUAUAGUUCAAUUCUGGACCUCGAUCUGUGAAAGCAUUACAGCUACUACUAACGUUAAUCACCAUGAAAAUCAUCAUUGUUGCUCUGGCUCUGGUUGUCUUGGCUGCUGCCGAUGAUGACAAAUACACCACGAAAUACGACAGUGUCGACACGGAUGAGAUUCUGAAAUCGGACCGUCUUUUCGUCAACUAUUUCAAGUGCUUGAUGGAUGAAGGCGCCUGUACUCCAGACGCAAAUGAGCUGAAGCGUUCUCUGCCGGAUGCUCUGGAGAAUGACUGUGCCAAGUGUAGCCCGAAGCAGAAGGAAACCAGCAGUAAGGUCAUCAAGAACCUAACGGAAAACCGUCCCGAGCAGUGGAAACUCCUGAAAGCCAAGUACGAUCCCAACAACAAAUACGUCGAGAAGUACGCCUCCGAUGCUGAUAAAGAUGGAAUCAAACUGUGAAGUUUUUUCUUCGAUCUGGUUUGACUGACGUUUUGCUGGACAAAGCGGCUGCUGAUGUUGACCCUUGACCCUGUAAUGCCUUCUGGCUGCCACUUUUGAUAGAAAUAAAGAAAUUACCUACAAUUGCACAAAAAAAAAUUCGC
Messenger RNA from Malaya genurostris, 643 nucleotides. Its product is annotated as ejaculatory bulb-specific protein 3-like. The record is from RefSeq and is a predicted model, not a curated record. The coding region runs from base 120 to 500 and encodes 126 amino acids. The transcript is spliced from 2 exons. Lineage: Eukaryota; Metazoa; Arthropoda; Insecta; Diptera; Culicidae.